AUGAAAAUUUUAAAAAUAGAUAAACAGAACUGGAUUGCUCAUCUUCUAGGGCUACUACCCUAUAGUGUGGCACAGCACAUCGCAAGAGAACCUGAACAGAAAGCAUAUAACUUUGAUCAUAUUAGAUCCAUGUUACUUCAAAGGUUUAAUUUAAGCGCUGAGAGGAUGCGACAACUCUUUGUAACUCACAAGAAAAAAUCUGAAAGCACAUGGAAAGACUUCCAUUUUGAACUGCGUAGCUAUUUUGAAGCAUGGCUAGUAGAUUUGAGCAUAACGAAAAUUGAAGAAUUAAAAGAUCUAAUGAUCCUGGAUCAAAUGAAGAAACGAGUUCUUCCCGAAGUCAAGAACCAUUUUAUUGAUGUAUGGUGUGAAUGUGUUACCCCAAAUGAUCUAGUGGAGAAAUUGGACAGUUAUGACAAUUUACUCUCUGGUCUGCCGUUGAUUCCCAGUCAAAGUAAGCGGAAUCCCGGAGUCCCCAGUCAAAGUCGGCAGGAUCACAGCUACAAAGACAGACCCCCUCUAGCAUGCUAUGGUUGUGGAGCGCCAGCAGUUGUAAAGGCAAAAUGUGCUGAAUGUGAUCCUACGGUUCAAGGAGACAGUACACAACCUCCAACCCUUCAUCGCAUGAACUUUCAUAGUAUCUCAAUGGAAAGCCAGCCAUCAAACAUUAUUGAAAUUACGAUUUGUGGUUCCCAAGCAGCAGUGUGUGCCGACACUGGAGAUACACAUUCGGUUGCCCGAGAAAAAAUUUACCAUUUCCUCAAGAAUAAUGGACGAAGAUUCGAAAAUAGUACUGUUGACAUGGCCUUAGCCGACGGGCAUGUACAAAAAACAGAUAUAUUCACAACGACGGUAGAUAUUGGUGUGGCAGGAAAAGUUAUCCCCACGAAACUUAUAAUCUUGAAGAAUUCCAAAGGGAACCGAACUCUUCUCGGUACAGACUUUCUGAGAGCUACAAGUAUCGUCCUGGAUCUUCAGAAAGGAGAUCCUAGAUUUGAGAAAUAA
Argiope bruennichi is the source of this 1005-nucleotide messenger RNA. RefSeq lists its product as uncharacterized. NCBI's taxonomy places the organism in Eukaryota, Metazoa, Arthropoda, Arachnida, Araneae, Araneidae. The record is from RefSeq and is a predicted model, not a curated record. Bases 1 to 1005 code for a protein of 334 amino acids. The transcript has 2 exons.